Messenger RNA from Arxiozyma heterogenica, 708 nucleotides. RefSeq names its product H(+)-transporting V1 sector ATPase subunit E (gene VMA4). The record is from RefSeq and is a predicted model, not a curated record. Gene Ontology annotation, molecular function: proton-transporting ATPase activity, rotational mechanism. The coding region runs from base 1 to 708 and encodes 235 amino acids. Gene Ontology annotation, biological process: proton transmembrane transport. Gene Ontology annotation, cellular component: proton-transporting two-sector ATPase complex, catalytic domain. The transcript has a single exon. NCBI's taxonomy places the organism in Eukaryota, Fungi, Ascomycota, Saccharomycetes, Saccharomycetales, Saccharomycetaceae.
AUGUCUUCAUCUAUAAUCACUUCUUUGACACCAAAUCAAGUUAAUGAUGAAUUAAAUAAAAUGCAAGCCUUCAUUAAGAAAGAGGCAGAAGAAAAGGCUAGAGAGAUCAAAUUGAAAGCUAACCAAGAAUAUGAAAUCGAAAAGACAAAUUUAGUACGCCAAGAGAUAAGCAACAUCGACUCAAAUUACGAAAAAAAUUUGAAAAAAAUUUAUCUAGAAAAACAAAUCAUGAAAUCAACUAUUGAUAAUCAAAUCAGAUUAAAAGUAUUAAAUAAGAGAAAUGAUUCCUUGAAUGAAAUAUUUGAAGAGACUCAAAAACAAUUAAGAGACAAAAUAACUAAUGAUGAAACAUUGUACAAAGAUAUUUUACACAAAUUGAUUCUUGAAUCGGUUUUAAGAUUGUUAGAGAGUCAGGUUGUCAUCCAGGUUAAAGAAAGUGAUUUACCUAUUGUGGAAAAUGAAGAAUUUCUAAAUAAGAUUACUGAAGAAUAUAAGACCACUACAAAUGGUAAAAAUCUUAAAAUAGCUGUAUCAAAAGAUUAUUUGAGCCCUGAAUUAAUUGGUGGUGUUAUAGUGAAAGAUUCUUCAGAAAAAAUUAAAUUGAAUAAUACUAUUGAUGAAAGAUUGAAAUUAUUACAUGAAGAAGCUUUACCUGCCAUAAGAUUAGAAAUGUUUGGUAUAACUAAGACCAGGAAAUUCUUUGAUUAA